CUUGUCAGUUAAACAUCGGAUGCGUACCUACAAAAGAGUCUGGAAUAUGGAUAAUGUAAUACAAGAUGCAGGAUUUCUCACUCAAACCUUUGUACCCAGCCUGAUUGCUUGUGCGAGAUACUGUACUGAGGAAGGCAGCUGUUCUUCCUUCUUUUUCUCGGACGGUCAAGGUCAAAGUUUAUGUCAACUACACGCUACAAAUGUUUCAGCACUUGAUUCGCAUGCAUCAAGUAAUACAGUUUAUUAUGUAAUGAAUCAACCUGUACCAGAAGUUACAUUUGAAUGCCCUACAAACAAUGGAGGAUGGGCAAAAGCUGGUCUAGCUGAUGGGACAAGAUCUAUGUUCAAACUGUUUGCAAGUACUGAUGUUACUCAAGCCCAUGCUGCUGCCAAUUGUAAUAGUAUGGGGGCGCACUUGCUAAAAAUUGUUACCGUUGAAAAACUGGACUUCGUACGCAAUUAUCUAACACAAUGUGCAGAUGUGAAAGGUCACGACUACUGGGUUGAUGGGAGCAAUGUUGGUGCCUCUGACUACUCUGCCAGUGAUGCAUAUAAGACAGCGGAUGGUGAAGUGGUCCCGUUGAUUCAGAAUGCCUUCUGGUACCAGGGAAGCCCUAGCAACCCAUCCUUGGAAAAUUGUAUCCAAGUAUCGCAGACGAAUUCCUACUAUCUCGACGAUUGCCAAUGUGUGCAGCCUGGAAUAAAACACAUAUGUGAAAAGUCAGCGGCCUAAUUUCUGAAGCUCAUGUCGAGCUUGUCUAUUGUCAGCUUAUACCUACGUUAAACAUUAGCUGUAAUAUAUACAUGCAUUUUAAAGAUUAAAGAAAAACUAAAAAUUUUCAGCAAAUUAAAAGAAGACGAUAGAUGUCGGUCAGUUAUUUAAGGAUUUCUCAAAGCAAUAACACGAAAACAACAUAUUAGCAAUAGAACAUUUUAUUCCGGGUCAACGUUUCAACCUACAAACGAGUUGCACCAAAGGGUAUCAAACAAACCUGCACAUUUCUAUAUAGGAGCGAGGAAAUGGAAAUUCAUCAUACUCGGUUACGCAACGAGUGCAAUUCCCUAAACUAACACUUACACAGGAAAAGUAUUUGUCCCUCACCUCUCUGUCAUAGUAGCCUUAUAGAAAGUAACCAUAAUUUCUUUUUUGAAUGUCCACUUUACACAAAUGUCAGAGCUUUGUUUUUCCAAAAAAUCUCUAACCUAUGUACAAUCACGCUCUAUAAGUUGUUGCAUGGUGAUCCAAAUCUUAGUGAAAACACUAACACUGAAAUAUUUAUCGCUGUUCAAAAUUUCAUAAGGGACAGUAGACGCUUUCCAUGAGACAACAUAUAGGAUCUGCUUCCCGCAUUCGCUAAUCCAAAUCAAAUCUCAUCGUCAUUCCUUUCAUACUUCUUAUGAAAAUGUAUUUGAUCGUUGUUAAAAUCAUAUUUCAAACAUUAUAUAUUUGACCGUCAGAUGUAUAAGUAAUUUCACUUCAAUAGGGAGAAGAGCUAGGCUUUCGGCCGUAUCCCUUUUCAGAUUGAUUGUAUAAUUGUUAAUGUUAAUAUCUCUGUUGUAAUCAUACCAAUUUGUUUGAAAUAAAAUAUGUUUAAACUAAACAAAAAUGUUACUAUUUCAGUAGUAUUUAAUAAGUGGCAGAAAAGGCCGCGUGAUAUCAGGCACAUCGACUG
Mercenaria mercenaria is the source of this 1673-nucleotide messenger RNA. RefSeq lists its product as uncharacterized. The record is from RefSeq and is a predicted model, not a curated record. The transcript has 4 exons. The coding region runs from base 20 to 733 and encodes 237 amino acids. NCBI's taxonomy places the organism in Eukaryota, Metazoa, Mollusca, Bivalvia, Venerida, Veneridae.